Molecule: messenger RNA, 1386 nt
Organism: Pteropus alecto (black flying fox)
Lineage: Eukaryota; Metazoa; Chordata; Mammalia; Chiroptera; Pteropodidae
Product: zinc finger protein 75D
Exons: 3
Coding region: 238-1164 (308 amino acids)
Biological process (GO): negative regulation of transcription by RNA polymerase II
Molecular function (GO): DNA-binding transcription repressor activity, RNA polymerase II-specific
Source: RefSeq, a predicted model, not a curated record
AAAUACUGGAUUUCCUUUUUAUUAAUUUUCAUGAAAUCCAGGAAACAGUCCUAUGGAAUGUUGGAUAUUUGGUUCUUAUUUACCAUGAGAAAGCCACUUUAGGCACCACGCACACACCCCUCACUUGUGAAGGUAAACUAUCAUUACUGAAGGAGCCCUAAUCUAUAUUUUAGAAAUCAGCUCAGGAUAUUCAUAAACAGAAAAGAGAAACUUUCUGGCUCUUUUCCACCCACAGCUAUGCCUGCUCAACAGAUUCUAGCCUUUUCUGAGCAGAAAAGCACCCCAAACUGGAAGAUGGCAUCUGAGCUCAUCUUGCCUGAGUCCCAGAGUUUGUUGACAUUUGAAGAUGUGGCCAUAUCUUUUUCCGAGGAGGAAUGGAAAUUGAUGGACCCUGCUCAGAAGAUGCUCUACAGUGAUGUAAUGCAGGAAAACUAUGAGGCUGUCAUCUCUCUAGGGUUAAAACUCAAAAAAGACACUGGAAAUGACCAACCUAUAUCUACUUCUACAUUAGAAAUACAAGCAUCAGGAUGCAAAGUAUUAAGAAAGGCCAGAAUGAAAGUUGCCCAGAAAACAACUGGCAAAGAAAAUCAUGGUGAUACACACAGGGUACAGAAACGGCCUCGAGCUUGUCUAGGGAAGAAAAGAAAGAAACUUUCAACUUGUAAACAAGAGCUUCCAAAACAUAUGGAUCUUCAUAGGAAAGGCUAUGUAGGAGAGAAACCUUUUAAAUGUCAGGAAUGUGGGAAAGGCUUUAGAGUUAGCUCUGACCUUAUUAAGCACCAGAGAAUUCACACUGAAGAGAAACCCUAUAAAUGUCAACAGUGUGAUAAGAGGUUUAGGUGGAGUUCAGAUCUUAAUAAACACUUACUGGCACACCAAGGAAUAAAACCAUAUAGAUGCUCAUGGUGUGGGAAAAGCUUCAGUCAUAACACAAAUCUGCACACACACCUAAGAAUUCACACAGGAGAGAAGCCCUUUAAAUGUCAUGAAUGUGGAAAAAGAUUCAUUCAAAACUCACACCUUAUUAAGCACCAGAGAACCCACACAGGUGAGCAGCCUUAUUCCUGUAGCAUAUGCAGGAGAAAUUUCAGCAGGCGGUCAAGCCUUCUUAGACACCAGAAGCUCCACAGGAGAAGGGAAACAUGUCCAGUGGCUCCAGUCUGAAGAAAGUCACCAUAUGGAGCUUCACCCUAGAGGUGAUGAAAGAAUACCAAAUUAUGAGGUGCCUGAUGAUAGGAUUUUGUCAUCAACAGAAAAUUUGGGAGGAGUACAUGUCAUACUUCACAUAAAGGAAUCUAAGCUAUCUCUCUUAUUCAGCAUUGUAUCUUCGGUGCCUAGCACAAAACUGAUACGUGUGUACUUUAUAAAUAAAAGAUUGAAAAUAUA